UGUGUACUAUUGUUCCCAAAACGCUUACAAAUAAUAUUAUUUUAAAAUACAUAUGCAAGUCGUAGUUGAUAACUGAACGAUAAUGAAGAUCUUUUAUUAUAUUUUUCUGACAGUUUUCGGCGCAAGUGUUGCAGAAAAAUGUAAUAAUCGUAUUAAUUCCAAUGGAGAUUAUUCCAGUCGUCUUUCUCCGGGGGUUUUUACAGAAACUGAACACUUAUACAAAUAUAAACCCCAUUCUCAUGAAUUGCAUAAUCACUAUGCUAAUGAUAAGGAUUAUAGUGGUGAAAUGCAUUUACCACCUCGAAGAAAAAUUGAUAAUUUCGUCAGUGAUGACGUAGACGCAGACGAACCUACUAAUAGAAUUGUUGGUGGAGAAAAGGUUAAUAACAUUGAAGAAUACCCUUUUCAUGUGGUGAUGAUUGGUGAAAAUGACGAACAUUAUAGAGUUUGCGGAGGAGCAAUAAUUGCAGAUAAAUUCAUCAUCACUUGUGCUCACUGUUUUGUUAGUAUUGAUGCUGUAGACCAUCACGUGAAAGCUGGAAUAUCGAAUUUACUGCAGAAGGCGCAAAUUCGAGAGGGUGCUAAAGUAUUUAAACAUAAAAAGUAUCCUGGUGGCUACUUUGAGAACGACAUUGGACUUCUAAAGGUUAAAGAACCGUUCAAAUUUAGUGCGAAAGUGGGAAAAAUAGGCUUGCCUCAUGCUGCUGCAUGUUUUAUAGUGGGCGACAUUGUAACAAUCCUAGGAUUCGGCCAAACUACUGUACAUCCAACUGAAAUACCGAACGAGAACCUUCACGUCUUAAAAGCUCCACUGACUUCCCGGGAAAGAUGUAUGGAACGAAAAAUUGAAUUUGUGGGCGUUGAAAUGACAGAGAGAGUGCUUUGUACUGAUACGCCACCAGGUUAUGGUGUAUGUUUUGGAGACUCAGGUGGGCCCAUGGUGAUAGACGGAUACGUCAUAGGGCUAGUGGCACAUGGAAGUAUGUGUGCCUUAGGCGAACCUGACAUAUAUACCAGUGUAACGUUUUACCUUAAAUGGAUACACAACAUACUUACAAAUUAUCAAUAA
Agrilus planipennis (emerald ash borer) is the source of this 1069-nucleotide messenger RNA. RefSeq names its product chymotrypsin-2-like. Lineage: Eukaryota; Metazoa; Arthropoda; Insecta; Coleoptera; Buprestidae. The record is from RefSeq and is a predicted model, not a curated record. Gene Ontology annotation, molecular function: serine-type endopeptidase activity. The coding region runs from base 83 to 1069 and encodes 328 amino acids. The transcript is spliced from 5 exons. Gene Ontology annotation, biological process: proteolysis.